This is a messenger RNA of Ceutorhynchus assimilis (cabbage seed weevil), 1202 nucleotides long. Lineage: Eukaryota; Metazoa; Arthropoda; Insecta; Coleoptera; Curculionidae. The record is from the annotation of a GenBank genome assembly.
UCGUUUUUAUAUUAUUUUUAAAACAUUCCAAAACCGCCUGCGGGACUUAUAUUAAAAGGCGGACGUCCCUCAAAAACUUUUACAACAUUCGAAACGCGCGACAGAGAAAGUUCCGAAAAUUUAAAUUUUCAGUUUGUGAUUUUUUUUUUUGUGUUCGAUUAUUUGUUGUGAAGAUACUUAUAUUAUCAAGUAAUUUUGGAUAAGAUGUCGGCCUGUGUUAAUGAAAGAGUUUUUGAGGAUUCUCCAUUGAAAUCAAAAGUAGCCUUGUUCAAUAAAGUUGCCGAUAGUCACACUCAAAAGCAAGCGGUGAAUCCGUUUUCCAACGACAAAUGCGUUUCCAGCCUUCCAAGACCGAAAUAUUCCAAAGAAGAUUACGGCAGGCCUGUAAAAGGAUCUCUAUCCGAACAAAGAUCGUUCAAAGCUACUAUUCAAGUUUGCAAGGAAAUGCUCCAAUUAUGCGAAGUAAUCACUCAAUGCGGCGAGCCACUGUUCAAAGCUAGCGAGAAACAAGAUGAUCCUAGAGUGGUGAUCAGUUUUGGGAAUCUUUUUUCUAUUUAUGCAGGAAUUUCUGAUAAAGUAGUAGGAAUGCUUAUAAGAGCAAGGAAACAUCAAUUGCUGGAAUUUGAAGGCGAAUGUUUGUUCCAGAGGCGUGAUGAUCAUGUACCAAUUAUCCUAGUAAAAUCUUAUAAGCAAAUUUACAAAAUCCUUAUGGACAAAAUAGAAGUGGCUGCCAAACAGUUACGAGACAGCAUAGCGCAAUACGGCGAAUUGGACACUAACAGUAGCAACUACAUGUAAUAUUUAAAUUAAUUUAUUACAAUAACUGAGGACCACGCACUUUGAUAUUAUUUAAACUGAACACAUUGGAUCGAGUAUUGAGAAAAUGGUGCACUUCAAGAUCAAUUCAAUAAUUAUUCCAUUAUUGCACAGAGUAACUUUUAGUUUGUUGCACUUUGUAGGUAACUAAUUAUUGUAGGAAUUGAGAUGCAUUAUGCCCUAUAAAGACAAAUGAGUGAUAUAGGCUUAAUAAUAAAAUUCAGAAAAAUAGUAUUAUUUAUUUAUUUAGAGAUUAAUUGUUUAGGUGCAAAUAUUUUUUUUUUAUAUACAUUUUAUUUAUUUGAUUCUCGAGUCUUUUCAGAAUGAGGCAAUAUGUUUUUCUUCAUUUUUGUUUUAUUUUUAAAAUAAAAGUUAUGUGAGUAUAA